AUGCUCAAUGGGUUGAGCCCCCAGGCAGGCAAAAUCUGGAAGAAGGCCAAUCUAACCUUCUCCCUUGAUGGCAAGCGCAUGACUGAGACAUUCCUAAUCUGCAAUACAGGGUCUCACACUGCUAUCUUGGGAUUGAGAUGGCUAGAUGCCCAUAACCUGGAAAUUGAUUGGAACACACGCACCCUUACUUUCCCCCAUGCACCCCCAGAACAUGUAGCUAUUGCCAAGGAGGAGGAGGCCAACAAAAAUCCCCUUGAAGGAGUACCCCCAAAAUACCAUCAAUACGCAAAAGUAUUUGGGGAGGAAGAAUUCAACAAACUUCCCCCUCACCAGCAUGACAACAUUGCUAUUGAACUCACUGAGGAAGGACCCCUCAACUCACCCCUCUAUAGUAUGAUGGAUGCAGAAUCUGCUACACUAAAAGAUUGGCUUAAGAACAAGUUGAAAGCAGGGAAAAUACGGCCUAGCAAGUCUUCCAUUAGUUCCCCUGUAAUGUUUGUACCCAAAAAGGAUGGCUCUUGCCGCUUGGUUGUUGACUAUUGCUGCCUUAACAACUGGACCAAAAAGAACGUUUACCCGUUACCUUGCCCAGACAACCUUAUGGCCCAGCUCCAAGGAGCCAAGGUCUUUACUAAACUGGAUCUGCAAUGGGGUUACAAUAAUGUUUGA
Messenger RNA from Rhizoctonia solani, 669 nucleotides. RefSeq lists its product as uncharacterized. The transcript has a single exon. The record is from RefSeq and is a predicted model, not a curated record. Bases 1 to 669 code for a protein of 222 amino acids. NCBI's taxonomy places the organism in Eukaryota, Fungi, Basidiomycota, Agaricomycetes, Cantharellales, Ceratobasidiaceae.